This is a messenger RNA of Rhodofomes roseus, 1418 nucleotides long. RefSeq lists its product as uncharacterized. The transcript is spliced from 8 exons. The record is from RefSeq and is a predicted model, not a curated record. Bases 221 to 1258 code for a protein of 345 amino acids. Lineage: Eukaryota; Fungi; Basidiomycota; Agaricomycetes; Polyporales; Fomitopsidaceae.
UGACUGUCCUCCGAGUCGUUGUCGCGCUGCUUCGCCCUGGUUCAAUAUGCCUCUGCAUGCAAUGAAAGAACUGUCGACAUGACGGGAUCUCAUAUGAACGACGACGCUCUACACAUUGACAAGACCACGCUCUUUGAGACAUGGCCGAGUGGGAACUGCCAUUGGCAGCGCGGGAAGGUUGUUAUGUACAACUCGGCGGCGAACAAUGUAGAUCUGCGGGAUGCGCCGUUCAAGCGCGCAUUGUACUCGUGACAUGCCUCCGAGCUCGGGCUCUGCUUGUCCACAUGAGGCGACCGCCAAGUACUGGAAGAACAAGUAUGAGGAUGCCCAGCGCGAAAUCACUGCUCUACGGCGUGUUCUCGAGAUGAAACGCGCCGAUGCGUCCUCGGAGAUUAACAAUGUCGACGAGCUCAUCAAGCUCGUCCGCGAAGAGACGCGACGGCGUCAGGCAUCAGAUGAGGAGCUGGCCAGAUGCUUCGCACCCAUCAAGCAGGAAAAUCCACUCCGAGACCCGGAUCCGGAGGACCGCGCUGUGCUCCUGGAGAAGGAAAGGGCGGCCUUGGAGAAACGGGCCCAGGAGGCCGAGCAGCAACAGGCCGUCCUGAAGCACCAGAUAGGCGUGUUUCGCUCCGAGGCGUCGGUUCUGGCUGCGGAAGCGCGUCAAACAAGACACAAGAGGUUCGAGCAGCUCAAUCAGACGAACGUAGUCCUCUUCGAGGAAGGGUUCACCCCGCGGCCGAUAACAUGCACCAACGCUCAAGGUCAAGCGUGGAUCAAGGCCAUACCCCAGGAGGCUAUGCUUGGCAAAUUAUUAUUCUACCUUCCUCGUCCGCCGCAUUCCCUUCCGAUCCACGUGCCGGGCUGGGCGAAGUCAGGGUACUGGUUCCAUCCUAUGGGAGUGAUGGUGGGAGACCGGGAGUUUGAGCUCAUCGUUGAGACGGGCCAAAAUCAGUGGUGCUACGUAGGCUGCUAUCGUAGCGCCCCUUGUCCUGGUUCCGACUUGCAUUUGUCGGAGUGGAUGGAGCUCGACGAGGAAACGAAAACGCUUUUCGUACGCCGAGUACAAAGCGAAGUCUUUGGGAAGGCCAGCCAGCUUCCGAUCAACCAGCUAACAGUGGAGGCUAUUCGGAAGAACUACGACGCGGGCGUAUGGAGUGUUCCGUGCUACAGUCUUCACUGCAUCGGAUACAACACAGUGCUACACGCUGGGCUGCAUUUCGCAGCCGCGAAAAUCGCAGCCUCGAGUUUGGCGUGCUGAAGUUGAACACCUGGGCUGGGUACAUCAGUGUCUUGCAUUGUUAUACUUGCUCAGAAAUAACUCAUGAUACCGAUUGAUUAAUGUCUUCUCUCUCGCCCACAUUAAUUGCUGUGUGUUUUGCUUCCGCAAUGUUUAUAUCGAACGUGACUUGCGAUUCAAA